This is a messenger RNA of Postia placenta MAD-698-R-SB12, 699 nucleotides long. RefSeq lists its product as hypothetical. Bases 1 to 699 code for a protein of 232 amino acids. The transcript has a single exon. NCBI's taxonomy places the organism in Eukaryota, Fungi, Basidiomycota, Agaricomycetes, Polyporales, Adustoporiaceae. The record is from RefSeq and is a predicted model, not a curated record.
AUGAUCUUCUCCGACUACCGACAGCAGCUGACCCCCGAAAACACCACCGUGCUGGACAUCACGUACAAGCCUACUCUAGUCGGAGUCUUCUGGCGUGUCUUCCCGCUGCCGUUCGGCAUGCCCGUCUGUAUUGGACAUGCGCUGCUCCGCCGCCUGCUCCCGCCUACGCUCGCAAGUUACUUCGAUGCCUCGGUCACGAAGACCCUCGCCGCCACGGCAUACGGGCAGUUCCCCGUCGUCGCAUUUCCCCUGUUCUUCAUCCUCGUCGUCUCAGCAUUUAGUGCCCUUUACAUGCGUUGGAAGGGCAUGCAUCGCCCCCGCUUUCUCUUGUAUGUUCGACUGGCCACCGCCGAGCUGUUAGCAGGCCCAUGCGCGCCCAUUUUUGUUCCUACCUUCGGGGCGGCGAUCGGCUUCAUCGGCAUGCUCCGCACGGACAUGGUCCUAGACAAGCACAAUGUCAGCCACCUGAAGCAACUGCACUUGACCCCCAACGCAGCUGCUAUAGCCGGGUGGUAUGGCUAUGCGGUUCUUUUCGUCGUCUGCAAGUACUUGCACGUCGUGUAUCGGAUGCUUUACAAGAAGCAACGCCACCCCAGGUUCCAUCCGCGUGUUCGUAUCGAGGCCGUUGGCCUACCUCCGUUGGAUAUCUUGCUGCCGGAAUUUGAAGACAUGAUAGCGUUUUACGAAGCUGCACGGUGA